AUGACACAUCCAGCUGAUGCCUAUGAUGAUUUCAAAGAUGCUGAAAGUUAUGACAAUAUUUCCAGAAAUGAUGAUCUUACAGAAACAGACAGACAAUUAAAGAAGGAAAUGGUUCAUAAAGUUAAGCCACUUGAUUUAAAGAAACAUUUUGAUGAGUUGGAAGAAUUGGUUUCUUUAGAAGUCAGAAAAGACAGCCAAGAGUUGGUUGAAGAGCCUAUCAAUAACAUUAAUAAUAAUAAUUUGAAAGGUUCAGAAUCUGACCAAGAAGAAUCUUUUCCUUACUCUGAUGCUGCAGCAGACCAAAUUGAAGACAGUGAAAUACCUUCAUUUGAUCAAGUGUCAGAAGCUCAUCCAUUACCAAUUCCAAAUCUAACCACUGAGAAUUCAGAUGAACAAGAAAAACUUUCUCCUGACUUUGAUGAUGGAAUUCUUCAAGAGAAUUUAGUUCCAACCAAAGAGGACAUCUACAAAAAAGAACAAAAUGAAUUUUCUUCUUUGGAUGUCUUGGGCAGAGAAGAGCACAAAAGUGAGCCAAUUGAUGAUCUUUCAUCAAGCACAGUGCUUAACAGUCCCAACCUCUGUGAAGACAGUGGUCUUGGGGAUAGUAUUGUCACCUCUGGAAGUGAAGAUUUGGAUAAAGCAGAUGACAUGAAAAGUGAAGAGGGCAUGGAAUCUCUUCCUGCCACUCCUGAUGCUUUAUCUGACCAGAAUCUCACACUUUCUCAAAAAAAUGAUGCAGGAUUUGAAGAUGAUGAGGAUUUUCAACCAGAUGAACUUUUGCCUGAAAUGUCCCAGGCUCAGUUGGCUGAUAAUGGUGAGGAAUUUUUUUCUGAGAAUAUCUCUGAGAAUAUGUGCACUGCACUUGAAAAUGAUAAACUAUUUGCCAAAAGUAGAAAUAAUGUACCGGAAAAAGUGCCUUCUGCUGAGUCAAGCCAAAUGUCUGUUAUUGGAGCUUUGGUUGUUGGUUCUCAGCUGAUAGCUUCUGCAGUGCUUGGGCCUUCUGCUGUGUGCCCACCAGCACUGAAAAGUCCUUAUUUCAAUUCUCCAUUGCAUGAAACUCAGCAACUCAUGGGCAAACCUCCAUCACCACAAGCGUUCCCUCCUGCUGCCAGCUGUGUUUCGCCAGGCAACAAACAGAUCAAUGCUGAAACUGAAAGUACCGAAGAUGGUGCCAUUUUGCAUCCUUUGACAACAAUGUCGGAGGAAUCCGAUUCUCAGCCAUCCUCUGAGGCUUUAGUUUUGGAUCUACAAAGUAAAGAAUUUGCAGUUGAGAAUGGUACAGUGUCAUCCCAAUCAAAGGAUUGUGUUACUGCACCUCAGAUGAGGGUGACAUCCAUCUCUGCAGAAGCAAAUAUGCUGGAGGACGAUGUUUCUUCCUUUACUGAUUGCUUCUCUACACAUGAAGCUAUUACUGAGAGUCUCAAUGACCUCAGCACUGAUGACAAAUAUCACAUACAAGAAAAAGUUCCAAAUGAUGAAAACCUUACUUUGGAAGCUGAGAAAGUCUCAUCAGUUUCCUCAAGUCCUGAUGACACUGCAAUUAACACUAUUAAAGAGACAACUGAAGCACUUCCCACAAGCAACAAACCUGUAAAGUAA
Acanthosepion pharaonis is the source of this 1599-nucleotide messenger RNA. Lineage: Eukaryota; Metazoa; Mollusca; Cephalopoda; Sepiida; Sepiidae. The record is from the annotation of a GenBank genome assembly.